AUACCCGAUCCGGCGAAAGAGGAGGCCAAGCGCAAGAAAAAAGAGCAGAAGGAGGCUAAGGAGGGGAAGAAAGACAAGGACAGUGAUAAAGAGGAUGAAGACGCAGGCCCUCCAUGUGGUCCCAUCUGCACCAAUGAGAAGGUGGAGAGCCUCCUGCCGAAGGUCAAAACUGAGAUCCAGACACUGAAGGAGAAGCUCAACACGGUGUCAAUGUGGGUGCAACUCCAGAUUCCUAAAAUUGAGGAUGGGAACAAUUUCGGAGUGGCUGUCCAGGAGAAAGUGUUUGAGCUGCUGACCAACACACGCACCAAGAUCGAAGGAUUCCAGACUCAGAUUUCAAAGUAAGAGCCUGCACUGACGUAGCCAGUGUACAGCACAGGAAAACAGACCUGACAUUACUCCAUCAAAAGUAUUUGGCAGAGAAAACCACAAAACCUGCUGCGCUCAGUAUCAUAAGAAUAUCCACAAUUACUGAGAAAUCUAUACAGAUAAACAGCAAUUCAGGCUUUCAGAGGGUCUCGUCCAUCUUUAUUUAGUGAAGUCAAACAGAAAAAAAGUCAUAUAGAUAUAAGCAGAAUCAGAAAGGCUUCAAUUCCACAUUUAAAAGUGAGAAAAUCUUAACAGAGAUAAUGAGAGGCAGUCUUCUGCUUUGUCUUUUUAUUAAAAACCAGACUGAUGUGUUGAAUAUGGCAUUGGAUGUGACAUUUAGCGAAACGCUGGGGGCUAUUUUAAAACAGGUGGGUGGUACUGUA
Molecule: messenger RNA, 752 nt
Organism: Haplochromis burtoni (Burton's mouthbrooder)
Lineage: Eukaryota; Metazoa; Chordata; Actinopteri; Cichliformes; Cichlidae
Product: proteasome activator complex subunit 1-like
Exons: 5
Biological process (GO): regulation of proteasomal protein catabolic process; regulation of G1/S transition of mitotic cell cycle; positive regulation of endopeptidase activity
Cellular component (GO): cytoplasm; nucleoplasm; proteasome activator complex
Molecular function (GO): endopeptidase activator activity
Source: RefSeq, a predicted model, not a curated record